This is a messenger RNA of Humulus lupulus (European hop), 2278 nucleotides long. Its product is annotated as probable pectate lyase 12. NCBI's taxonomy places the organism in Eukaryota, Viridiplantae, Streptophyta, Magnoliopsida, Rosales, Cannabaceae. The transcript is spliced from 5 exons. Gene Ontology annotation, molecular function: pectate lyase activity. The record is from RefSeq and is a predicted model, not a curated record. Bases 369 to 1856 code for a protein of 495 amino acids.
CUCUCUCUUUACACUUUUACCUCGUAAGUGAAUAUAUGAAAAGUCCGUGAUAAUGAUUAUAAAUUAAGACUCGAAAUGAUACUGAUAAUGCUUAUGAGCACAGUGAGAAAGAGUAGUGAGAGAAGAGAGCGUAGUGAGUACUAGAGUGACAAUGUACAAACUACAAUGCUACCAUCUUCACCAUUAAACCACUACUCAUAGAAGAAGCUCAUAUUCAUCCCAAGCUAGUUACUUUCUUAACUCCAUUUUUUUCAGAAGCACGAAAAUGUACUAGUAAAACCUGAAAUUUUUCAGAGAGUAGUAUACUAUAUACAUAUAUAUAUAUAUAGCUACUAUUCUCACUCACUAGCUACUACACAAUUUGAAAGAUGGUUCGAAGAACCUGCAUUGUUCUAAUAAUCUCUCUUCUGAGCUCACUCUCAUGUCUUGGUGUUGCAUAUCUUAACCUCACUCUUCCUGGCCAGCAUCCUUUUCCUGAACAGAUUGUUCAUGAUGUACACAGGAAAGUAAAUGCAUCCAUAGCAAGAAGGGAAAUGCUACAAACAUCCUUGAAAGACCAAUCCUCAACAUAUUCUUCAUGCCUAACCGGUAACCCUAUUGAUGACUGUUGGAAAUGCGACCCGGACUGGCCCAACAACCGGCAGCGCCUGGCUGACUGCGCAAUCGGGUUCGGGCAGUACGCCGUUGGAGGCAAAGGUGGCAAGUACUACAUUGUCACUGAUAACUCCGACGAUGAUGCUGUCACCCCAAAGCCAGGGACUCUCCGGUACGCCGUGAUUCAGACAGAGCCGCUGUGGAUUGUGUUCCCAGAGAACAUGCUUAUAAAGCUGUCCCAAGAGCUCAUCUUUAACAGUUACAAAACUUUGGAUGGGAGAGGAGCUAACGUACACAUUGUGGGUGGUGGUUGCAUUACGUUGCAGUAUAUAAGCAAUGUCAUUAUACACAAUAUUCAUAUUCAUCAUUGUCAUGUUUCAGGGAAUGCCAAUGUACGGUCAAGCCCAUCACACUAUGGAUACAGAACAGAAUCAGACGGUGAUGGAAUCUCCAUCUUUGGUUCGAAGGACAUAUGGAUAGAUCACUGCUCACUGUCACACUGCAAGGAUGGGUUGAUAGACGCAGUGAUGGGGUCAACUGCAAUCACCAUAUCCAACAACUACUUCUCACACCACAACGAGGUUAUGUUGCUCGGCCACAGCGAUGACUACACUCCCGACUCAGGCAUGCAAGUCACCAUUGCCUUCAACCACUUCGGCGAGAAGCUCGUACAGCGCAUGCCCCGAUGUCGCCGUGGCUACAUUCACGUCGUUAACAAUGACUUCACUCGUUGGGAGAUGUACGCCAUCGGUGGUAGUGGCAACCCCACCAUCAACAGCCAGGGAAACCGCUACACCGCCCCUAUUGACCGCAAUGCCAAGGAGGUGACAAAGAGAGUAGAGACAGGAGAAGGAGAAUGGAGGAGCUGGAAUUGGAGAUCGGAGGGAGAUAUAAUGGUGAACGGUGCAUACUUUGUGGCCUCGGGUGAAGGUGUUGAGGUUAAGUAUGAGAAGGCCUAUAGUGUGGAGCCUAAAUCAGCUGUGCUUAUCGAUAUGCUCACCUUACAUGCUGGUCCACUCGGAGUUGGUGGCAGGGACAACAAUGUGGGGAUGUGGAGCACAGGACCAAAUGGUGGAACAAGUGGUUUGGGAUCAGGACCUGACUAUACUGAUGACAUGUCUGGAAGUGGAAGUAGAAGUGUCCCUAUAUCACCUCCAUCUGCCUUUAUUCUCUUCUUCUCAUUGUUAUUAUCACUCUCAACCUUGUUAUUUUGGUAUGCUGCUUCUGACACCCACUACUUUACUAUCAAAUACAAGUUAUGACAGUAAACUUUGAAUAAUCAAUGAUCAUGUGCUUAAUUAGAAGAAGAAAAAACAGACUGGUUCCCCAUCAAGUUAAUUAAAAGAAAAUUGCACAAAAAAUUGUGUUUUUGGUAGAAUUGCAUAAAGGUAUGAUGCAAUCUUGCUACCAAUUUAUUUUCUUCAUCUAACUCAACUGUUCAAGAGAGGAAAAACCUUGUAAGAGGAAAGACUAUUUUUGGGUUUGGCUUUACUUUCUUGUUAUUAAUUACUUUUCUUUUUGUUCAUAAUUAAUUAAAAUGCAUGAUAUGAAUGUUUUUCCAUACCACCUAAAACCUAAUGUAGGUGGUUUGUAGGGUUGUUUGUAUUGAUGUGAAAGCUAAACUAAGUCAAUUCAAAUAACGUUUAUGUGGUUUAAUUGGUAUAAAUGUAAUCACUUUGAAUUA